Molecule: messenger RNA, 1440 nt
Organism: Drosophila grimshawi
Lineage: Eukaryota; Metazoa; Arthropoda; Insecta; Diptera; Drosophilidae
Product: U2 small nuclear ribonucleoprotein auxiliary factor 35 kDa subunit-related protein 2
Exons: 5
Coding region: 73-1419 (448 amino acids)
Biological process (GO): mRNA splicing, via spliceosome
Cellular component (GO): spliceosomal complex; U2AF complex
Molecular function (GO): metal ion binding; pre-mRNA 3'-splice site binding
Source: RefSeq, a predicted model, not a curated record
UGUUAAAGAGCUGUUAAGGUUAACAGAUUCAUUUACAGGGUGACGUCGGUUUAGGACAAAACACAAACAAAAAUGCCGGCUAAAAGAACUUGGCGCAAGUUGGUAAAAAAACAACAAAGACAUCGGCGACGCCAGAAGCAAGCGCGAGAGCGCGAAAAACAAGAGGCAAUCGAGCAGAGCGCAAGAGAAUCGGAGCCAGAAUAUCAAACAUGGCUCAAACAGCAAGCGGAGCUGGAGGAAUUUAAGCGUCUGACAAUUGAGCACAAACAACAGGCUGAUGAAGAGGCAUGGCUCCGCCGCGAGGCACUCGCUCAACGUCAAUUCCAAAUCGAUGCAGCGAAGCAUCGCAAGGAGCAGGCUGAAAUGGAGCGGUUGCGUGCUCAGCAAGCAGACGAAUUGGCAGCAAUGCUCGAGGAGCAGCGCAUGCGGCGCGAGGAGAAGAAAAGACUGGCAGACAAGGCAGCAGCAGAAUUUGAGGCACUACUGCAACGCAUGCACGAUUAUAUGGAGGAUACCACACGGUGCACACCGCCCAGCGAACUGCAACGUGUGCUCGAAACGCAUCCCGAGGAGCGACUCUGUGAAUUCUACACGCGCACCAAUUGCUGUCGUUAUGGUCACAGUUGCACCUUCAAUCACCGGCGGCCCAUGCUGGCCAAGAUCCUUCUAAUACGUCACUUUUUCACACAUCCCCUGCUACAGAUUGGCGAUACGCACAAGGAGUAUGCAAAUGCCGAUGCUCAUUUGGAGCAGACUCCACAAGAUCUGCGAGCGGAUUAUGAUGCCUUCUUCAACGAUGUCGUCGACGAGUUGCAAAAAUUUGGCAAAAUCAUUAAUUUUCGUGUAGUGUGCAAUACGCUGCCCCAUCUGCGAGGUCACGUCUUUGUGGAGUAUGCCCAGGAGCGAUAUGCGCUGCGCGCCUUUGUCAAUCUGCAGGGUCGUUAUUAUGCAUCCAGGCGCCUAAAUGUGGAGUUCUCCAAUUUGAAAGCAUGGCGUGGCGCCGUUUGCGGUUUGUCCUUAACACGCAAAUGUCCCAAAGGUAAUAGCUGUGGCUACCUUCACUUGUUUCGCAAUCCAAACAAUCUGUUUAACAUCAGCUUGGAUCUGUACGAUACGCCAAAGGGCAAUCGAUCUCACAGUAGGACGCCCAAAACUAAACCAGCCAGCUGGGACGACAAUGAUAGGGAAUCUCCUCGCAACUGGCGUUGGUCCGAGAGUCCUGAGCUGGAAGUGAAGAGCUCUUCUUCCCAAUCCUCGAGCAACAGCAACCGGAAACAUCGCAGCAGAGAGCGUGACUCACAUUCGAGGCAAGAUCAAAGCCGCAAACGCCACAAAUCCCAAGCUAGUCGAGGACACACAAGGAGUCGUUCCACAUCGAGCUACGGACGGAGUUCCAGGCGCGAUUUUAGUGUCAAAUAAAAUAAAUUAUAUAAUUCUUUA